GAUGCUGAGACCUUCCUGUUUGCCUAAGCUCAAUACAUUAUGAAAUGGAUGAGACAACUCUAGAUCCAGAAUACUUGAAACACUUGAAGCCUUCCUUUCUUCAUCUGUUUAUUAACUUUGUGAAAAUAUGUAAUGUCAUUAGUUUGUUUCAUAAGUACAACAUCAACGUAUUGACAGAAAUUGAUGUGGAGAACAUUCAAAAAUUAUCUGAUAAGAAAGGAGACAGAGAAGGAAGCAUGUUGCUGUUUGAAAGACUUGUAUUGUACAAGGGAUGGUACGAUUGUCUGCUACAAGUUCUUUGUGAUAGAGAUGUACGUCUGUCUCAUGUAGCUCAUGAAAUGGAAGUGAUCAAAGGUUUAUUAGAUGAAAAGAUUUUGAGUGAGGAAUCGGAUGAUGAGACUCAAACUACAGUUGAAUGGUUAGCUGGUAUGUCAGUGUUGACAAGUGGAUUAACUACAGUGUUGCGUGUUACUCCACACACAACAAAUCUUAACAAAUUAAGAGUGGAUCCAAUUUUAGAGAUGAGAUCACUUAAACUGAAAAUUGAACUAGAAAGACUUAAAAAAGAAUUAGAAGAGGUAAAACAAAAUCUAAUCGAACAAAACCAAUCUUAUGAACAACAACAUCUUGAGGCAAACUCUGUUCUAUCUAGUGAUUCAAGUCAUGUUGAUCAAUUAGCAGGAAAAAUGUGUGAACUUUGCAAAAGUAGUAAAGCAAUGCUCAAACAGAAUGAAGUGCUACAAACUGAGCUUGACCAUCUCAAAAUGGAAUGUUGUGAUAGAAAAUAUUCAUAUGAAAAGCUCCACCAAGAAAAAGAGAAACUACAAACUGAGCUUGACAAUCUCAAAAUGGAAUGUUCUGAUAGAAAGGACGCAUAUGAAAAGCUCCACAAAGAAAAAGAAAAAGAGGAGAACAAAAAUAAACAGCAAGAAAAUAUUAUGAGAGAAAUGGAAUGCGCGCUUCAACAAUGUGCAGUGAAAAAAGAAAAGUUGGAAGAAAAAUUGAAGGCCUAUCGUCAAGAAAGCGCAGAGUUGCAAAACAAAUUAGAAGCCUGCCAUCGAGGUAUGUACCUUGUAUAUUCUGUUUUUGACAAAUAG
Molecule: messenger RNA, 1097 nt
Organism: Physella acuta
Lineage: Eukaryota; Metazoa; Mollusca; Gastropoda; Physidae
Product: centrosomal protein of 112 kDa-like
Source: RefSeq, a predicted model, not a curated record